Messenger RNA from Rotaria socialis, 651 nucleotides. Lineage: Eukaryota; Metazoa; Rotifera; Eurotatoria; Philodinida; Philodinidae. The record is from the annotation of a GenBank genome assembly.
AUGAGACAAAAUUUCUUUAUCGCAUUAGUAUUCAUCUUUGCAUCUCCAACUCUAAAUCAGCAUGUUCUAACCAAUAUUCCAUUCGAAUGCAAAGGCCGUCUUGAUGGAUUUUGGCGUGAUUUGAGGUACUGCGAUGUGUUUCAUGCGUGCAUUGCCGGUGAACAUAAGCGAUCAUACGGAUGUCCACAAUUUGGAGAAAAAUUCUAUUUCGAUGAGAAAGCUCAAAUAUGCGACUUUGCCUUCAAUAAGACGGGUGUCUGUGAAACAAAUGAUUAUUAUACUUCGAUCGCGACUGUACCAGCAUUACCCGGACGACAACCUGGCGCAAAAAACUUUUUAAUUGUCGACUCGAACGUCAGUUGUAAUGGUCAGACCAAUGGUGCAUAUUUGUCCAGUCAAUACUGCAAUAUCUUCCAUCGAUGUGUAUCGGGCUCCAGAAUUGAUUUUCGUUGCCCUCGUGCUAACAAUGUUCCAUACGAUUUAUGGUGGAAUCAACAAACUAGGCUAUGCGAUUGGCCGUGCCGCGUACAAUGCAACAAUCAACUAUUUGGAUCGAGCACAUCGGCUCAACAAGUUCAAAGUGAAAGCUUAAUUUUUUUCAAUAACGAUUGUCGAGAUUAUCCACCUAUUUUUCGUACAAAUAAAAAAUGA